Messenger RNA from Haliotis rufescens (red abalone), 333 nucleotides. Its product is annotated as annexin A7-like. The transcript has 4 exons. Lineage: Eukaryota; Metazoa; Mollusca; Gastropoda; Lepetellida; Haliotidae. Bases 1 to 333 code for a protein of 110 amino acids. The record is from RefSeq and is a predicted model, not a curated record.
AUGGCACAACCUCCCCCCUACGGCGACAAGAGUAAUUUUGGUAACCCUGGGUAUGGCCAGCAACAGUACCCACCACCCCAGGCCGGCUACCCCCCACAGCCACAGUAUGCGCCACAGCCAGCCGGGUAUGCGCCACAGCCAGUCGGGUAUGCCCCACAGCCGCAGAUGAUGGCACAACAGUCUGCUACCAACGUGGUUGUUGUUGGCGGUCAGCCCCAGCAGACAGUUAUUGUAGAACGCCAAGGGGUGAACCACGUGCUUCACUGCAUAAUAUCCCUCUUCUUCUGGCCCUGGGUGAUUGUCUGGAUCAUUCUGUGCAUUACGGAUAACUGA